Molecule: messenger RNA, 6606 nt
Organism: Bursaphelenchus xylophilus (pine wood nematode)
Lineage: Eukaryota; Metazoa; Nematoda; Chromadorea; Rhabditida; Aphelenchoididae
Source: the annotation of a GenBank genome assembly
AUGGAUAUGGAUCAGAAGAUGAUGCCUACCCAUGGUGUUGAUUCCAAUCACCCUCCUCCGCCCGGUCCCCGUCUGGGCAAUGACAGACCUCCGGCCACAGAAGAGCCUUCAGGCAAUGAUUCGGCUUUGAAAUGUUCGAAGUUCUUCAAGACCCUCCUCCAUCUCUCGCAUAAUAAUCAAAACACACCUGGAACAGCGCAAAAUGUUCAAAUCCUAGUUCAAGUAAGCGGUUUCAUUUCGACUAAACCUUGCCUAUUUGUCAAUUAUUUUAACUAUCAUGUUUUAUCAGGAUGUAAUAGCUGGAAGAAUCCAACCUGAAGAAUUCACUUCUCAACUUCAAAAUGUGUUGGGGUCUCACGCCCAGCCUCGAUUGAUCCCAUUUCUUCACUCAGCAUUACCUCCUUUGAGAUCGGCAUUAUUAAAUAAAACUGUGAACAUUGAAGGAAUUAAUGUUAAUGAAUGUUUUACAUCUACCUCGCAAUCACAGGCCGGGAGUACGGGCAUUAAACAGCCGCAGAAUCCUACCUCCGUGUCUUAUAUGCAACAAACGGUAACUUUUCAGCUUUUGGAUUUUGUUUUUUAGGCAUUAAUUGAUAUUCGAAAUUGAAUUUGAUCAGGAAUGACCUAUUGCUGGUCAAGUGAAGUUUUUACGAAAUAAGUUUGUAGGUUUCUUUUCAUUUUAAGGAAUUGUUUUGAUUCAAACAACAUUGGUCAGAGAUUCCAAUUUUAGACAAAACAUGCAAAAUUUACGAAAUUACUUCAUGUUUGGCCGAUUUAUUUGGCUACCUUCAUUUAGGGGAUGAUUUCCAUUGGUAUAGAUCGGGUGUUAAGAUUUUCAUAGCCAAUUUUUCAAAAUUUGUUGACUAGCUACCUGAUGAGUUGGCGUGGCAGCCAAAUUUUGUUUUGACGUUUGGCUAGCCAAAGUGUACAUGAAUCCUGUGGAGACUCGAAAACUGCUAACUAAAACGUUUGAACGAGUGUCAAAGAGUAGGAAAAUCCGUAAACUAGCCAUUGGAUUUACUUGGUUCACAGCCACCCCAAUUUUUCGCUAGCUAUUAAUGGAUUUGGCUGCAAUUCAAACACAUUGGCUAGUCAUUUAUGGUUUGCCUGCCACUCAUCCUACUCUGUGACACUCAUUCCAACGUUUUGGCCAGUGAUUUAUUUGAUCAUGGUCCGUUUGGCGAUUGAAUUUUCGGUUCCAGUUGCAAAUCGAGGAGUUUUUUAUUUUUGUUUUGUUUCUAGAUGGUUCAAUCUCAAGGACAGUAUGCUGAAGGCCAAUAUGGACAAAUCAAGUCUGAGAGCGGAGUGGUCUACCAACCAAUCAACCCCAUGCCGAUUCCCGUUAGUGUCCCUUUAGAUCAAGUUCAUAAUCGAAAUGGGAAUUUCUACGCGGAGGAAACCAUUGGAGUAGAGCAGAUGGAGCAGAAUAUUCUUGUUCCCGACGAUCUUCCCCCGAUGUUACUUGAUCCUCAAGUCCUGUGCAAUCGAUUGGUCGAAGAAAUGGGUGGGGAUUGUACUUCCAUUGACCCCGAGGUUUUCACAAAGUUGUCUGGCAUUGUUGAAGGAAGACUUCGAGAUUUGAUGAAUCAGUUAUCUUUGAUCACAGAACACAGAAUUGAGCCUCUAAGGUUGAAUCCUUUGUAUUCUCAAGUCAACGAGCCCAGAAGACAAUUGCGAUUUGUGGAGGAAUUGGAGAAACAGGCGUUUACCCGAAGGCAGAAUCUUGAAAGGGAGGCUUGGAUUAAAUUCUCGAAAAGCAAGACAAAGGAUAAGGAUACUGUUCAGAAGGCUAAGGAGGUGAGUGGACUGAAGGUUUUUAAUCUUUCAAAGUACCAUUUAAUACACAGUGAUUAAAUACUUAUUUGGUUUAGAUUCAACGAGCGAAUCAAGAGGAGAAUUUGAAUCGAGAAGCAAAUGAAGCAGCAAUUGCCGCUCUAGGCGGUUCUAGAGGUCAGAAGAGGACAUGGGGACAAACGGACCCUCUCAAGUCUUCUAUUUCUUCUGGGUUAAACCUACAAUUAAGUUUAUUUUACAGGAUUUACAAUUUUUUAUUUUUUCAAUUAUUACUGUUUUAUUUUUAGAUGCAAAGGCCGAGAGUCAGACGGGUCAAUAUGAAGGACUUUCUGUGUGUUUUAAACGGAAAGGGAGUCCAAAGGAACAACGUUGUCAAGUACUUGGUCGCUUAUGGUUUGAUCGAACUUCCUGCGCACAAUACGGCUGAUGUCACUUAAUGUACAUUGCAAUUAUGCUGAAUAAAUUGUAUUUAUUUCUCAUUUUGUUAUAUUUUUUAAAAGGAGGUAUGGUGUAUUUCAAACAUGUUUGGAAUUUGAAAAAUAUAAUGGAAGAAGUCAAGAUAAUAAUAGAAAAGACCGACUAAUAAUGGGCGUGUGAUGUCAUUUUCCAGGGCCAAGCGUCACGUCAAAAGUCGUUUAAAAGAGAGCUUAUCUUUGGUUUUAUCCCCAAUAUAUAGUGCUCCUGCAGGUAGACCUUAACACCUGUAGCCACGGGGUUUUUGGAGAGUGCCGUUAUUUGGAUGGAUAUUUGUUUAAUAUGGAACAAAUACAGUAUCCCGAACGAAACCUGGACGAAGAGAUCAUCUUCCGAUAUUCAUGGACGCUACGGGUCUCCCAAAGAUUACUUCAGAAUAGAGAAAAGGCCGUCUUAAAUGUCUCCCCACCAUUCUGUACAGCUUACAACGGGGUUCAAAUGACCUGGUUGCUCAGACUGUAUGAUGAUUUUCUAUUAGAUAUGGAAGAAAUGGAUCUAGAUUCUAAUUCGAAGUAUGUCCAUAUCACAUUGUACUACAAAGACGGCCCGACAAGAGAUAUCAGUUUGAGCAUGGGAAGGUAAGGUGACGAUGAAUCCAUGAGAAGUUGUUGCAGAGUGUCUAUAUACGAUCAAGAUCACACAUGCGUUAUAUCUGGCAUGAAUUUGGAAGGGUUGGAUUAUACAAAAGGAUCUGGAUGGUCUCCUGGAUGCUCAAACAACAAGCAGCGUAAAGAAGUCAGUGACUUUGUGUAUAGUAAGAUCAAUAAGAAUAUUAUAAUUACGGCAGAGCUAAGGUAAGAUUGGGUUGAGUGAAUCAUUUGGGCCACUUUUAGAUUGAAAUUCCGCUGGUUCCAGCCACUUGCUUAUUUAAUUUCACCGGCAGUUACAAAGACAAGUGAUUUAUUACAACAAGAGGGACUUGAAUUAAUCAAGAGAAUUACGAAUGGGACGAUAACCGUGCCUCAUCGGGGAUUCUUUAACGAAAACGUUUGUGAUUUUGUGGAAUUACUUUACGAGUAUUGGCUAAAUAAUCAGGACGAUAAAUCUUGUUCUUUCAGACUGAUCGUUACGCCAUUCAUAGACAAAAUUUUAUAUUUUUGUGCCAAGAAUUGUCAUAUCGAUUCGAAACACAGGUUCAAGUUGAAGACGUGAGUUGAUAAAUUGGAAUAAUUAAACUUACAUAUAUAGGUAAUGGGAAGAUUAUAUUUCGAUGGGAUUAUUGCAAAGGAAGCAGAAUGUUUUGAAGAUUACGUUGACAUUCUCGAAGCUGCGACCACUCUUAACUUCCCAUCCUUGAAGCACGAAUGUGAACGAUUUAUAUGUCAGGAAGUAAUGUUGGUGAGUAUCCUUGCUGUUGUAAGGGGAAAAACAAUUCUCAAAAUUUAAAAUAUUAUAAUUUAUACGUUUAAAGGAGUCAUCGGACUUGAGUUUCGUCAAGAAAAUGCUGAUUCUGGCUGAAAGAUUCAAGCUCAGGAUCCUGAAGAUGGUCGCCCUCGGGGUUCUGGUUGACAGAACCGUGCAGAAUGAGAAUGUUGAAACAAUGAGGAACGAAUUACUCCAGUUCGCUGUUCAAAUACAGUAAGAUUAAAUAUAAUUACAUUUAUAAUUCCGCGAACUGGUCAGUUCGAUAAAGAAUUUUGGAAAAGAGGACUUGCGGAGGAUAAUCUUCAUUUUGGGCAGAUUGGGUAGUAAGUUGUCGUUGAACUUGAGAUACUACGUAAAAAUACAAACCCACCAAAAAAUUUUCCCGGCGCGAAAACAUAAUUAUUUCUGAUAUUAUCCAUGAUGAUUUUUGUCCGACUCCUUACAUUAGGCCGAAAAGUUUGGAGGUGUUGGAAAUACAGUAGCAAUCUGAAAAAGAUCAAAAGUUUGAAGAUUCAAAAUAAAUCAAUACCCGAUCUGCCCCAAGUGAAAGGUUGUGCUUGCGGAAGGUUGCCGGAUUGCGUAACUACAGUAACCAAACAAAAACCACGCCUUUGUCUGCUCAGUUCAUGGAAUUAUAAUGCACACAUCAUGUAUUAAAAUUAAUUGUCUUUAGUGGCGCAGAGGAGUCUUCGGAAGAUUCAUCUGACUCAUCGUCAGAAAACCACCAAGUUGUAGAGUCGGUGGUCGGACAACUAGAAGUGUUGACGAAACACAUAAAAGAGGUUUCUUUGGAUGCGAUGGACAUGUGGCCACAAGUCGGAGUGGGUCCUCUUUGCAGUCCCGGUCUCUUCCCUCAAAAUUUCCUUCAAGGGCGUCGAUCAAGUCUCAAAAAUUCUCGUGAAAAUCUACCUCUUGAUGCGGAGAAAGGCAAUUUCAGACGUCGAUCGGUCAUGUUUUCAUUGCCGUCGUCUCUGAAUUCGGACAAUGGAAAUUCGAAUACUUCCAGCUCGUGUUCCACACCAUCUUAUCGGGAAUCUCGCCCUGAGUUAUUGGAAUGUGAUCAAUGGCCGCUCUUCAAUCGUCAAUACUCUACGAAUACUUUCAAUAAUCAUUCUUUUUCUGUUUUUGAUUUCGAUACUUGUGGCACGAAGUAACAACUUCGGUAACACCUACGAAGUCUGACAUUGUAUAAUUCACUUAAACGAAAUCGACCAAAUCAAAAAUAAUAUUUUUUUCUGACUGAUUUGAGUGCAUUGCCGAAGGGCAGAGAGCUUAGCAUAAAUCAUUAAACGGGGUCUCUAAACAGAAAAGGGAAGAAUUUAAUAUUGUACAGCCAUGAGAGCUCGGUCGUCUACCGAUUCAGAAGUUAAGGAAAUAAAAAAUCUCAAAUUCCGCUAUGUAUGGCCAGUCCGUGUGUCCUUAAGGCAACUGAGUCCAGGGGAGGCGACGAUCUUGCACGUCUCCCCCAAGUUUGCCACUGUUCAUGAUCAUGUGUCCUUCCAAUGGACUCUCAAAGUACAUGGUUCAGCUAAUAUGGUAUGCACUGAAUUGUCAGCAAAAUUGUUUUUAAGGACAGGGAGGAUUAUGACAAUUUCGAAGAUCUUCCCGAGGAAGACAAGGAGUACGUGGCCGUCUCUCUGUACUAUGUUGAUGGCCCUGUCAGCUCGCUGGAAUUGUUAUCCAAUAUCGAAUCUUCCUUGGCUUCUGAUCGGGAUAGUGUAAGAGAGAGUAAGUGGAUGUUAAAUAAAUUUAAUCUUUUUUUACAGUCGCCAAAGUUCAGGCUUGUCGAGGCGAGGAAGUCGAAUUGGCACCCGCAAAUCGAAAGAAACUCUCAGCCUUGGUCAAGUCUAAUGUUGGACGUCUGAUAAGAAUAGCAGUGACUUUGGAGAUAAAGGCAGACUUCUUCAAAACGGAUGCCUAUCUGAAUGCGGUCUCUCCAACUCCAUUCCAUUCAUUUCUUACAGAAAAUUACAAAGCCCGAGCAAGCAGUAAAGUAUGGAGAAGAAGAAGUCGGCAGUCUUUUAAAAGGUAGAGUGUAAUUUAUGUAAAUGCAACUAAAAAACACAUUUCAGACCAAGGAGUAAUUCCGAAGGACAUCCAGAUUGUAAGAAGAUUGAUCUGGAAAGAGCUUUUAAUAGAGUCAUGGAAAGGGAGAGGGCCUUGGAGGAUAAGGGGAAUUACUACGCAAGUGAUGACAUGUGAGUGGAUACAGUAAGAUCAAGAGAUUUCAGAGGAAAGAAACGGGAACAUUUGUUCAAGAAGCUGUUAGUUAAUUGCUGCGACUCGUGUGAACGUCGGGCUUCCUUGAUUCCAUGUCUAGCAUCAGGGGACGACGAAGAAGAUUCCGCGGAAAAAGCAGAACCACAAGAAGAAGAACACGAACACGGAGAAGAUGCCAACUGCUUCGAAUGUCCUGAAGACGACAAGGCUGAAAUACACGACGUAUCUUCAUGAAUCCCCUUCUUAGCUUAUAUUUCAGACCCUAGCCAACAUGUACUUUAACAAAGUGGCCCUGCCCCAGAUGGAGUACAUAGAGGAUUUCACCGAUUUUCUGAUCGAUGCCGAGUUAAACGAUCUUCCUGUGCUGAAGAGAGCAUGUGAGAGAUAUCUCUGUGGAGAACUAAAUACUGUGAGUUGAGAAAUUAAAUAAGGAAAGUUUAGAAACGGGAAAUCAUGACUUCUCUACUUCUUGACUUGCUGUUUAUUUCAAUGGUUUUCAAUCUGCCCGUUAUGAAAUGUAUGACUCUGACCGAAUUAAGUGAACGUUACAACGAACUGGAGACAGUUGAUAAAUUAUUGCAAAAGGAUGAAUAUAAGUAAGAAGACAUAUUUACAUAAAGUACAUUCAAAUGGUUAAACAGAAAACUUAACGAACGGAUCCAACGGAUCAGCGACAGAAAUUUGCAUGACCUCAUCGACGAAUGCAAAAAGUUUAGGGAACAGAGAGUCCGAGUACAACAACUGGAAGAGUGA